AUGGGCGUUCUUGAUUUUGGGACUGAAUGUUUACGAACACAACUUCUUUUGCAGUUUAACGUUGCAAAUCCCACCACCGGUUGUCAGAAGAAGCUGGAGAUCGAUGACGACCAGAAGCUACGAGCAUUUUGGGACAAGAGGAUCUCACAAGAGGUUCUUGGUGAUGCUUUGGGCGAGGAAUUCAAAGGCUAUGUCUUCAAAAUCACUGGAGGUUGUGACAAGCAAGGGUUUCCAAUGAAGCAGGGAGUGUUGACCCCUGGCCGUGUUCGCCUCUUGCUGCACAGAGGAACUCCUUGUUUCCGUGGUUACGGAAGGCGCAAUGGAGAGCGCAGGAGGAAGUCUGUCCGUGGGUGCAUUGUAAGCCCAGACCUGUCUGUUCUGAACUUGGUAAUUGUAAAGAAGGGUGAAAAUGAUUUACCAGGCCUGACAGAUGUUGAAAAGCCAAGGAUGAGGGGUCCAAAGAGAGCUUCCAAAAUUCGCAAACUGUUCAACCUGUCUAAGGAGGAUGAUGUGAGGAAGUAUGUCAAUACAUAUAGGAGAACAUUUACAACUAAAGCUGGGAAAAAGGUGAGCAAGGCUCCAAAAAUCCAACGACUGGUCACUCCCCUGACCCUCCAAAGAAAGAGAGCAAGGAUCGCAGAUAAGAAGAAGAGAAUUGCCAAGGCAAAAUCAGAGGCAGCAGAGUACCAGAAACUUCUUGCCUCCAGAUUGAAGGAGCAGAGAGAACGCCGGAGUGAGAGCUUGGCUAAGAGACGAUCAAAACUUUCCAGUGCUACUAAACAAGCUGCCACAGCAUAA
Sphenostylis stenocarpa is the source of this 798-nucleotide messenger RNA. NCBI's taxonomy places the organism in Eukaryota, Viridiplantae, Streptophyta, Magnoliopsida, Fabales, Fabaceae. The record is from the annotation of a GenBank genome assembly.